CCACCACACGUCGGAGAAUGACUCCGCGUUUCCUCCUCGCCGGUACGAAAAGAGGAGCUCUUUCUCUGCAGACUCUUCUCUGCUCUGGUGCUAGUGUACGUGUACUGUCGUUGAUGCCUGCUGUUGCUCGAUGUGCUGAUUCGCCAUCGGAAUAAUCCGUGGCUUGGAUAAGGCUUUUGAGGUCGCAGUAGGAAAGCUACCUCCGACGUCAGACCCCUUUGGAAACUAGGCUGUAUUCUUCGAUGCUCUUAGAAUUUGCGUCGUUUUCCUUCGAAAUCUCUACCCCUAUGAAAGGGCGAAGAAUCCUCCCAUGCGAUCGAUCGGCCACGUCGACGCACAAGUCUUUUUUCGUUUCGCGUGGGCUGUGGGACUGGUUGGGCCAUCGUAGUUGUCGUGUGGUGGGCUUUGCUAGCAGGUGCGUUCGCGUGUCUUCUGGAACGCUCCAUCGUCGACGCCUAUGCGGUUCCGGGGGUGUGUUCGAGAAGGCGCCUCAUCGUGGGCGAUUGGGUGCUGGCCGAUGUGGUUCCGGGCACCGUGCCGCCUCCAGUUGCUAGCUCUCCGUCCUCCGGCUGCCCCGUCCGGCCGUCCCACUCCUCCGAAGCCGCGACGGCGGUGCCGCUCCCGCUCGAUCAGCCGUUGCUCGCCGCGCCCCGCGGCUGCCUCAUUUCCCGCGUCCCUUCGCUUAUUCUCCGGUUCUCCCUCCCGCCGCUGCGCGCCGCCAAUCCCCUUCGAUCUGUCGUCUUGGGGUUUCUUUGUUUGUCCAGGUUCGUUCGGAUUUUGGUUCUUUUUGCCUUGCUAGGCGCGGUGUGUUCGUGCCCGUCUUAUUUGUUGCCCAACGCCGCUACCUCGCCAUGUGCUCCUUACUCUCUUCCUGCAGCCAUGUAGUGAGCCACCAAGGUCGACAUGCCGCGCGGGCGCCUGCUGCGUGGCAUGGGGCCGGAGCUGGGAAAGAUUGGAGGGCGGACCAUCAGGCCAGGGGCGCUCGCCAGUCAAGUUCGUAGUCGCCACACGGGCGCCUCUGUCGCCAAGAAGGUGCUCGACAAGGCCACCGUCGUCAACCACCGUAUGAUGCACCUGGUGCCUCUUUUGAAUAAACCAUGUCUAGAGAGUAUCACCCCGGAGGAAGAACCCGGAGCCAACGAAUUUUUACAGAUUAAAACGUCGGAUGGUUUGUAUGCCUACAGUUGGAAGAACUACACUUCGAAGAAGGAUGCUUUCCAAGAUGGAAGAAUAUGCCAAGAGGCUACUUUCUGGAUACAAAAGUUCUCUCUGGUGUCCAAAGUUUUGUCGUGUGCUUGUUGAGGAAGCUGCUUGGAAAAGAUGAUAUAUUUCUUAUCUGAACGGUAUGUUUCAAUCUCAGAGCUUGGAUACAUAGUCUAGGUUGACAUGUUCCUUUGGCGGUUGUCAAUGCUGGCAUUGCUGGGUGUUGCUUGCCUUGCCUUGAGCUUUCCAGGUAUAUUUACAUUGAACUAGUGUUAUUUUCACAUUAUGUUAGUGCACUUGACGAUGGUCUGGUCUACUGUCCCUAAUAUGGAAAAAGUUGCAGUGCUAUAUAAUACAGUAUUUGGUAGCCUUAUCCAUCUUUUGUUCAGUAGAAGAUUUAUUCCCUGAGUGUUACCCAGGCUUUAGUUUUCUUUUAAUUGGCCACAAAUUGUCGCUUUUCUAAAAACUUUAAAGAAAUAUUCUGAAUACAUGCUCAAAAUUAGAUUCGUUGAUUGUCUUGUGCUUGAAUUGUGUUUUUUUAUUUAAGCAAUGGCCUGAAAGUAAUCUUUCGCUUGAUGUCAAUUACCCUUGAAGCAAGGUCACGAGGAUCUUGAUGCUGCUAGCUUGCAGGAACACGAGGAGUUUACAAAGGUGAAAUAUAGGGAAUAUGGAACUUGGGAAAAACUAUGAGAUAGAUACCUGGUAAUUCUCUCCUUUCCCACCAGAGUACAAUGACUCCACAAAGCUAUUUUACUGUGAGUUUUGCCUGAACUUCAUGAAGUGCAAAGAACAGCUCCAGAGGCACAUGAAGAAGUGUGAUCUUAAGCAUCCUCCAGGUGAUGGAAUCUACAGAUGUGGAGCUUUGUCGAUGUUUGAGCUCUUUAAUUUCUCCAUGUAGAUUGAAUUCAGUGGAGUCAUGGAUCAAAACCUGAAGGUUUGCUUUGCAAUUUGAAGGGCACAACACCUUUUUUAUGCAUUUUUGUCUUCAUUGGAAGAAGCUCCAGGCUAUGGAAUCAAUGAACUGGCCACACAUAGUGAGCUCCUUCAUGUUCAUUUGAAAAUGGGGAAAUAUUUUGAGGCCAUGGUGAGGGCAGGAGACAUAAAGCUCUCAAAGAGGUACGCCCCAUAGGGCCCCUCUAUUGCAUCACAUAUGCCACGCUGGUGUAAUUGGCUCCUUCAUGUUUGUCAAUUAUACGACCGAUAAAAAACAAAGCAAAAUAUAUGCUUUCUAUAAAGGUAGCUAUUUCUGCAGGGUGUUUUGCACCAACAAGCAUAAUGCUGCUAAUAUAUAUCUUGGCUAUUCCAGUUCUCAUCUUCUGGUUGUAUUGGGUUGAGAUCAUUGUAACCGGGGUUAAUCUGUUUAGAACAUGUAGGAGGGUAGUAAAAAAAACUAAAAUCUCCAGGUUGAUGGAAGCUUCCUUAAUGUGCAUGCUUCAGGGUUUAGUGUGCUAUUUUAGAAAGAUCUUUAAGUUCAUACUUCUUAAAAGACUCGAAAUCGAAGAGAAUAUAAGAUAACAACCUAAGGAACGGCAUAAAAUCCUCAAACCCACACCAUUCGCAUGUUAGACAGUGUGGCAGCGAAUCGCGAUUUUUCAUCUAGUUUGUACAGAAUUGCCGGAUCCCGAGCCGUGGGCUGCCACGGUGCUUGGGUUGGGUUUGUCGUCGAGGGUGUAAUGGCAGCUGGGAGCACGGGGCUUUUUAAUGGGCCGAUCGAGAGCCCAGACCGAGUGUAUGGCGGCACACAAGCAGCCGCGGCAGACGUACAUACCCGUGCCCCUCCUCCUAACGCAGUACUACCACGUCGCAUCGCCCGGGCUAUAACUGUUCCUCGAUGUGUUUCGUUGCCCGAAUUACUCCAACACGUCCUCGUCACGUGCCGGUACGUGCCCUACCAUGGUCUAGCUAUUUCUCGGUUGCCUGUUAUUUAAUGGUUUGCCCUUAAAUAACAGUCGACAGUUCCUGACCAUGAGAUCAAGAUCCGACGGCUGGAUCCAGGGAACUUCCAGCAUGUAUAGACUCCCUGCCUUCCGACUGUAGGCUUCCGUGGACUUUUGGGCUUUUCUGUUGUGGCUUUUUUUCCUGACAUGGACUUUUUCCAUCUUCUUUUUUUUUCCGGUUGGGCUCUGAACAGUAUCAACUUGGCCUAUGUUACACAUUCGACUUGGGCUUACUUCUGUUUUUUUUCGGCUGGGUGUAAGCAUGUCAUCUUUUUCAUUUGAAGGGUUCCCUACUCCGCCGGCGGUUCUGUCUCCGGUGAUGAGUUCCUGUUGAUUUCCGAUCCGAUUUCCCUUCUCUCUCUGUUUCUGCGGGUCGUUCGGGCUGAUUAAGGGGACAACUAGCUUGUCUGCCCGGCCUUGGUGACUUGUAGAUUCAGAUUAGGGUUUUUAGAUCGAUAGUUUUUGUUAUCCUUUUGGCGGUGAUUCACUUCUCGGCGAGAUGGCAAGUACUUCGGGCGCUUCUGGGGCUGGCAACGGAGGUAUGGGUCUGGAGAGUGCUAUGAAGAACCUGGUGUUGCGUGAAGGGGAGAUGGAUGAUGUGGUGAUCGGUGAAGUGGAGGCGGCGGCAAUGGAAAAGGAGGCGCAUUGGCUCGCUCUGGCUAGGGUCCAUACCUCCAGACCGUUCAACGUUACGGCAUUGUAUGAUACUAUGAGAUCAAUCUGGGGUUUGGCGCAGGACUUUUAUCACCGGGAGGUUGAUGAUAACAUGUUCGUCUUCAAGUUCUUUUGUUUGGGUGAUUGGAAGAAAGUGCCGAACCAGGGUCCUUGGCUGUUCCGUGGAUUCACGGUGGUUCUCCACGACUAUGAUGGGAGAUCGGACAAGUCCUUGCUCCCAAUGAACUACACGGCUGUUUGGGCGCAGAUUCAUGGGAUCCCCGAUCUCUACUGCUGCCCACAGGUGGUAGAUCAGCUUGCUCGCCGUAUCGGUAAAGUCCAGAGUGUUGAGCUAAACCCUGUGAAGUAUUAUGAGGGAGAUUAUGUCAGGAUACGUGCGAGCAUUGAUGUUCGAGUGCCUCCAAUUAGAUUUGUACCUCUCAAAUUGCCAGAUGAGGGGCUCUUGCUAGAUGUAAAGUAUGAGAAGAUAGGCUUUUUAUAUGAGGUGUGUGGUCACUUUGGCCAUAACCAGGAGGAAUGUGGUGAUGGUGUUCAUGACGAGAGCGAGCUGCAGUAUGGCAAGUGGAUGGUGGCCAAGCGUCGUGUCUCGGCCACGAGUUUAUCUUUCGGUGCAAGAACGCCUGUUCCCGGACGCCGGGGUGGUGGCAGAGGAUUUGGAGGUAGGGGUAGAGAGUCAAGCUCGCUGAAAAGAUCCUCGCAAGAGGCUGACCUUAGCACGGAGGAGGAGCUUGCUGAUUCAGCUAUGAGCCCAGCAAAGAAUCCCGCGCCUAGCAAUGGGAAGUAUGUGAUUAAUUCGAGUGCAAAGAAGAAGCUUGACGUAGGAGGUGCGGAAGUUCCUGCGGAUGCUGAUAAUGAUGUGGCCAUGUCGGAGGAAAAACAUGACAGUGGGACAAACCUUGGGCUAGUCCCGCCACCACCACCACAGUACGUCAAGCCGAAGGAUCAUAAGCGUGUGAAGCAGGGGGGUCCCUUUCAGUGGCACAAACCGACGAGGAGAUAUCGGCGGCCUCCAUGGAGGAGGACCGCCGGACGCAAUGAGUAUAUUAAGCUGGAACUGUCGCGGGAUUGGCAACGACGCGACAGUUCGCGAGCUUCGCACUUUGGUGCGACGGUUUGCCCCCUCGGUGCUAUGUCUCCAAGAAACUCAAGUUGGUAGUACGAGGGCCCAAAACCUUGCUUUUACUUUAGGUUUUCGUAAUAGCUUUGCUGUUAGUAGCUCUGGCCGGAGUGGGGGUCUUGCUGUGUACUGGAAUGAUGAUCUUUCUAUGAAUUUAAUUCAUUA
This is a messenger RNA of Brachypodium distachyon (stiff brome), 5097 nucleotides long. RefSeq lists its product as uncharacterized. The transcript has 6 exons. The record is from RefSeq and is a predicted model, not a curated record. Bases 3640 to 4971 code for a protein of 443 amino acids. Lineage: Eukaryota; Viridiplantae; Streptophyta; Magnoliopsida; Poales; Poaceae.